Mus caroli (Ryukyu mouse) is the source of this 1282-nucleotide messenger RNA. It is a transcript of the gene Tmem18, whose product is annotated as transmembrane protein 18. The record is from RefSeq and is a predicted model, not a curated record. Gene Ontology annotation, cellular component: nuclear membrane. Lineage: Eukaryota; Metazoa; Chordata; Mammalia; Rodentia; Muridae.
CUCGCGAGAAGUCUAAGCGCCUUUCCUGGCUGUCGGAAGCUGCGGACUCGUCCCGGCUGUUGGGAUCCCUGGCGCGAUGUCGUCCGCGUACUCAGUCCGAUCCUUCCCAGUCAGCAUCCCUGCGGUGAUCAUGGAGACAGACUGGACAGAGCCGUGGCUCCUAGGACUCCUUACCUUCCACCUGUUGUGCCUCCUUCUCACUUGCUUCUCCUCACAGAGGUAUAAGCUACAGAUCGGGCACUUCCUGUGUCUGGUAGUGUUAGUCUAUAGUGCCGAGUACAUCAACGAAGUGGCCGCAGUGAACUGGAGGUUGUUCGCAAAGUAUCAGUACUUUGACUCCCGGGGGAUGUUCAUUUCUCUUGUGUUCUCAGCGCCGCUGCUCUUCAACGCCAUGCUCAUUGUGAUUAUGUGGGUACGGAAGACUUUGACUGUGAUGACCGACCUGAAGACCUUACAAGAGGAAAGGAAGGAGCGGAGGAGGAGGAGGAGGAAGGAAGAGUAAUGCUGAACUGCUGCUGUGCGCCAUGUUGGUCCUCUGACUUGGUUGUUUCCAGCUGGGAACUGCACAUGGCCCAGAUGCCUACUGUCAGCCGACUCAUGGUUUGGAAAAGGUUCUUAUAGCUUAGCACACCACAAAUGGUUCUUACAGUUUACUCUGUUUGGAGCCCCGUAAAGCUGGUUCUUAAAAGACCUGAUGGCAUCACCCGAAACACGUUGACUGGGGACCCCUCCUUUCCAUGGUGGGAGCUUCCUGGUUCAGCCACUUCAUUCACAGCUUCUCAUAAGUUGCUGGUAGAUCUCAUUAUGUCACUAGAGUUCAUGAGGUUCUAAGUGUGGAAACUGGGAAAUAAAGAGCCCCGAUCCUGCUGGGACCACUACCUGCUCCCUCUUCUGUUUCUAGCCUGUAGCGGUGGUGGCUAUCAGCUAAGGGUGGCUUUGUUGCCCAGGAACUUUGCUGAUGCUUGUCACCGCAGGUGGACAUGGUACUUGUGUCCAUAGGACAGAGCCGAGUCCUGCAGGGCACAGGACAGCCCCCCCACCGUGGAGUAUUGCUGUGUAUAUAAUGUCAGCAGUACCCAGGCUGAGGGAGCAGUAGGUCAGGUCUGGGGAAGAAUGCGGUGUGUUUCAGUUCCCAUGAAGCUAGGCCUCUAAAUAAUUGAGUUGGGGCUAUGCCACUGGAAAUGUUUUGUUUAAAAAUAUUAAGCUAGAAUGAAAGCUGUAAAGUCAAGACUCCGUGGAAAAUAGUAUGUCAAAUGAACCGUUUGGACUUGUUUUUUCUGGA